Punica granatum (pomegranate) is the source of this 1987-nucleotide messenger RNA. NCBI's taxonomy places the organism in Eukaryota, Viridiplantae, Streptophyta, Magnoliopsida, Myrtales, Lythraceae. The record is from RefSeq and is a predicted model, not a curated record.
UCACCUUUUGCUCCUCGCAGUAGGAGGAGGAACCAGAGAGUGAGAGAGGUUAAACUAAAAGCUCAAUCCAUAUUAUGGCUCUAAUUGUUACCAAAGGCAUGUCCGUCUCCCAGCGCUCACACUCUCAUCCCCCAGCUCCUUCUUUCUCCUCGAGAUCAAUUGAGCAUAAUGAUCAGCCGGUCAUCAGACGCAACGCUAGCUAUCACCCUAAUUUGUGGGACUACGGCUCUAUGCAAUCGCUCAACAAUGGGUUCAACGAGGAGGACUACAAAGAGGAGCUUGAGAAGAUGAAGGAAGAUGUGAAAGAUCUCACCAAGGCAAAUCAAGAGAAUCCAUUAGCAAAACUCGAGCUGAUAGAUGCUGUUCAUCGGCUCGGAUUGCAAUACCAAUUCAAGGCGGAGAUAAAACAUGCAUUGCAUGUAAUUCAUCAGAGAGCAGAGGAUUCUCGAUUUUCUGAUGAUAUCUAUGCCAUAGCCCUACGAUUUAGGCUUCUAAGGCAGCAUGGAUAUCAUGUAUCUCAAGAUGUCUUCAAAGGUUUCGUGGACGAGACCGGCAGUUUUAGGGAAUCAUUAGAGGAGAAUGUGGAGGGCCUGCUGAGUCUCUAUGAAGCUUCAUUCCAUGGACUGAAAGGCGAAACCAUCAUUGAUAAAGCCAUGGAGUUCUCUUCUACCUGUUUGAAGGCAUUGGACAAAGAUAAAUUGCCAAAGAGAUUGGCCAUGAAAGUAGAUCACGCCCUAGACAUGCCCAUUCACUGGAGGACCAACAGAUUGGAGGCAAGAUGGUUCAUGCCGGUGUACGAGGAAGAAACCAGCAUAAACCGUACGUUGCUUAAAUUAGCAAAAUUGGACUACAACAUAGUGCAAUCAAUCUACAUGAAGGAAGUUAGCAAAUUGGCAAGGUGGUGGGAGGAAUUGGGCAUUACCAAGUUGAGCAUCUUCAGGGAUAGACUCUUGGAACAUUACCUAUGGAGUAUUCUUAUGGUUUUCGAACCAAAGUGCGAAACUGCCCGAGCGAUAACUACCAAAUUGGGUUCCAUGAUAACGAUGAUUGAUGAUGUUUACGACGUAUAUGGCUUGCUGGAAGAACUCGAACUCUUGACAGAUUUCGUAAACAGAUGGGAUAUUACUGGCAUUGACAAGCUUCCAUAUACGAUAAAAACCUGUUUCUUGGCUUUGUACAACACCACGAACGAGAUUGGCCUUUCAGUGUUGAUAGAACGUGGCAUCAACAUCAUCCCAUAUCUUCGAAAAAUGUGGGCCGAUCAAUGCAAAGCAUAUUUGGUUGAGGCGAAGUGGUAUCACCGGGGCUUGAAGCCUCCGACACUGAAGGAGUAUCUCAACUCGGCCGUAACAACCGUCGGAGGGUUUCUUCUGCUGCAAUGUGUUUUUUUGGCUACAACAGACACAUUAACAGCUGAGACACUCGAUUCCAUUUCCGAAAUACCCAGGAUAAUGCUCUCUUCGUCCUUGAUUGUUCGACUCAGCAAUGAUUUGGGCACAUCGUCGCAUGAGCUAGCGAGGGGGGAUGUUUUGAAGUCGGUGGAGUGCUACAUGAACGAGACAGGAUGUUCAGAAGAAGCCGCUCGGGACCACAUCAAGGAUCUUAUACGUGAAACCUGGAAGAACUUGAAUGAGGAUAUGGCCGAUCACUACCCGCUCUCGGAAACUUUCGUGGGCGCGUGUCUAGAUCUUGCACGGGCUUCUCAAUGCUUUUACCAAUACGGGGAUGGGCACGGUAUUCCUGACAGGGAGACCAAAGAGCAUCUCAACUCCGUUCUGAUCCAGCCAGUUCCGAUGUAUUAGUUACAUAAUGGUCCAUAAGCAUGGAAUAUUAUUUUGGGUAGUGGUUUCAAUUUAAAGUACGAUCAGAUCAUGAUUUGCUACUGCUAGCUGUACGAUAUAUAACAAAAAUUAGAUUAAGAAUGUAAUCAUAAUUUGACUUCUGAAUUUAUAAUAUUUUCAGAGUAUUUCCAAAUUAUUUUCCCUCA